AGAAGCACGUCCGUUCUCUGGGAACCCUUUGCAAAUUCUUGUGGGGAUCCCUAGUUUACACCCUUUCUGUGAUAAGUACGGUAUUAUUUCAGGCCACCACCUUUUGGUUUGGUAGUAGUUCCCCUAAAAUGGAAUGGCAAAUAAUCUACCUCAUCCAUUUCUGACAGUGGCAACCAAAUUCCGGUCAAAAGCACACACUUUUUUAGGAACGUAGCGCAAUGUGGAACUUAAUGCUCUGAAGUCAAAACAGGUAUGCAUCAGGCUUCCUCUGGAUCAAUCACUAGCUAUGUGACCUUGCAGAAGUCUUGUUACCUACGAAUCUGGAAGAAGUGCACCAGUGCAUGCACAGGGUCCCGGGGACCUUCAGCUUCUCUUGCUAAGAGCGCCGCUUUCUAGGGCAACAGCAACCAGUGCUGGCAGAGGGACGCCAACAUGGUGCUGAUGACGUCACUUCCGGGGCGCCAGUCCCCGGCUUGCUUGUGCAGGAGAAAAGGCAGUCGACCUUUGCUAAGGAAAGGAGAGGAGUGCUAGGUACUGCGGUUCGCGAGGGAGGCGGGUGGAAUUGCUCACCUUUCACUGUGGUUUUAUGCACCUGAACGAAAGGUUCCCCCUUUUCUAAGAGCACCGCCCACACCCUCUUUCUCAGAGCAGAGAGCCCAGAGCUGUCCAAGUCACCCGGGUCACUCGGGAGCAUUCUUACCCUGAAAGGGAAGUACUUCUCACAAUCUUCCCUGCCCCGAUUGAGUUACUGCAAAUCUAAUUCCUUUGAAGUGACUAUCUGAGCCUCAUUCCUUGCAGCUGCCCUCUGCGAAUUGGUCGCUCAUCUCUAAUUUCUGGAUGUCCUCUGUCCCAGUUGGGAUAUUAUUCGCUGCUGUUUUGAAUCCCAAAUUUUGGCCAUUCGUGUGGAAUUACCAAUAUACUAGUAAUAAUGCUAAUAUUGAAUAAGGUAGCAGGAAUUUUUUUUAAACCAUCCAAAAGGAAAGUUGAUGAAUUUUUAAGAAGUUUUAAUUUUCAUCCUGGAACACUAUUUCUUCAUAAAAUAGUAUUGGGUAUUGAAACAAGCUGUGAUGAUACAGCAGCUGCAGUGGUGGAUGAUACUGGAAAUGUGUUGGGAGAAGCAAUACAUUCCCAAACUGAAGUUCAUUUAAAGACAGGUGGGAUUAUUCCUCCAGUAGCUCAACAACUUCAUAAAGAAAACAUUCAACGAAUAGUACAAGAAGCACUUUAUACCAGUGGAAUAUCUCCAAGUGAACUCUCAGCAAUUGCAACUACCAUAAAGCCAGGUCUUGCUUUAAGCUUGGGAGUAGGCUUAUCAUUUAGUUUACAGCUGGUAGACCAGCUAAAAAAGCCAUUCAUCCCCAUUCAUCAUAUGGAGGCUCAUGCACUUACUAUUAGGUUGACCAAUGAAGUAGACUUUCCAUUUUUAGUUCUUUUGGUUUCUGGAGGUCACUGUCUCUUGGCUUUAGUUCGAGGAGUUUCAGAUUUUCUGCUUCUUGGAAAGUCUUUGGAUAUUGCACCAGGUGACAUGCUUGACAAGGUAGCACGAAGACUUUCUUUAAUCAAACAUCCAGAAUGCUCCACCAUGAGUGGUGGGAAAGCUAUAGAAUAUUUGGCCAAACAAGGAAACAGAUUUCAUUUUGAUAUCAAUCCACCCAUGCAGCAUGCUAAAAAUUGCAAUUUUUCUUUUUCUGGACUUCAACAUGUUGUUGAUAAAAUAAUAAUGCAGAAGGAGAAGGAGGAAGGCAUUGAGAAGGGACAAAUCCUGUCUUCAGCUGCAGACAUUGCUGCUGCAGUACAACAUACAACUGCGUGCCACAUUGCAAAAAGAACACAUCGUGCUAUUCUGUUUUGCAAGCAGAGAGGCUUGUUAUCUCAAAGUAAUGCAGUACUAGUUGUAUCUGGAGGUGUUGCAAGUAACUUGUAUAUACGGAGAGCUCUGGAAAUUGUAACAAAUGCAACACAAUGCACUUUGUUGUGUCCUCCCCCAAGACUGUGCACUGAUAAUGGCAUUAUGAUUGCAUGGAAUGGUAUUGAAAGAUUACGUGCUGGUUUGGGCAUUUUACACAACGUAGAAGGCAUCCGCUACGAACCAAAAUGUCCUCUUGGAAUAGAUAUAUCAAAAGAAGUUGGAGAAGCUCUCAUCAAAGUACCACGAAUAAAAAUGAAGAUUUGAUCUUUGCUUUUCAAAGAAGUCUCUACAGGUUAAAGAAAAAAGAAGAAGGAGAACUGGGCACGUGGCACAUUCCUGUAAUCCCAGUGACUCGGAGGCUGAGGUGGCUGAUGCAGAAGAAUCGAGAGUUCAAAGCCAACCUCAGCAAAAGCAAGAUGCUAAGCAACUCAAUGAGACCCUGUUUCUAAAUAAAAUACAAAAUAGGGCUGGGGAUGUGGCUCAGUGGUAAAGUGCCCCUGAGUUCAAUCCCCAUUGCCACCCCCCAAAAAAGGGCAGGGGAGAUACUUUUCUGUAUGACCAUGAUAUGCAGAAAUAUAAACUCCACAGAUACCUAGCUUCCCUUCAUACUCCCUGAAUAAAUGAAGUUCGUCCUCUUUUCAUUAUC
This is a messenger RNA of Sciurus carolinensis (gray squirrel), 2555 nucleotides long. It is a transcript of the gene Osgepl1, whose product is annotated as O-sialoglycoprotein endopeptidase like 1. Gene Ontology annotation, cellular component: mitochondrion. Gene Ontology annotation, biological process: tRNA threonylcarbamoyladenosine modification. Lineage: Eukaryota; Metazoa; Chordata; Mammalia; Rodentia; Sciuridae. The record is from RefSeq and is a predicted model, not a curated record. The transcript has 9 exons. Bases 929 to 2173 code for a protein of 414 amino acids.